GCAAUGUUCACAAGCUGGCGACGUCAUCUGACAUCGAGGCUGUGCCACCUCGACGGCCCAAGAUGAACACGGCAAGGGCGCAUUAUCCAGUCAAGUGUCUCGCCUCGAGCUCGUACGAGUGCCAAGACGGUGACCCUGCAGAGAGCAAGCUUUUCCAUCAGCUGAAGCAACGACUCAAAAAGUACCGAUAUAGCACACUGUUUUCCGGAAAGAUGCUUAUCCACGAUGCUCCUCCUUAUUCUUCCAUAGCAUUGCGCCGCAGACAAUCUCGCUCAAUUGCUCCCUGCGUCAUCUGGCUCGACCUCUAUACUCAAAGUGCACCACAUCUUUCAAAGAAGGCAGACCGCCAUGGCGCCAGCUCAAAUUCGUCGUAUCUGGACCAGCCUCCAUGCUACGGCUAGCGUGUCAUUGCUUGCGGCCGGAGUGGCUCUGGCACAGUCCUCGAAUAACACGACAGACUUGCCAGAUAACGUGUAUCCGUCUUGGAACGCCAAUCCAAACGCAACGGCCAUUCUUCCGAUAGCUGGUUUCCGUCUCGACACCCCGUAUCCAGGCACGGCUCUCGAGGCGUCAACCGCGAACCCGGAGAGCUCAUGGCGCAUCCAAAUAAACAUCACCGAGCAGCAGUACAGUUCGUACUUUGACGCUCCGAGCACGGCGAUCACAACAUACCUCAUCCCUCCCGCGGGAUCAGGGGCAGGAUCCCUGUUCGAUCCUGAGACCGGAGCGUGGGACGUGGACGAGGAUGUCGCUAGCACGUGGCGGGUCACCGUGGUCAGCCUUGACAGCGACAAGCUUCCCGCGGGCGCGGGUAACAAUGCUGACGGGUCCUGCGCGGGCAUCAUCUCGGAUGACUGCAUGCGGGACAUGAGGGCCACCAUCGUCAAUGACCUAUUUGUGCUCACCGGCGAAGGAUAUCCCAGGGGUUUGACCUCCGUUAGCAGCUGUCCCUUUGGAACUGCAAGCUCUGGAGUUCUCUCCCUGAACGCAAACUUCUCCCGCACCGCCAGCUCCCUGUGGGAGGGCAAGACCAAGACCGACAAGUACGACAGCGCGUAUAAUUACUUUGGCAGUCGCCCUCGUGUUGAGGUGUACAUCUGGGGCCACAGCAACACCACGGCUGUGGGGCAGCCGUUGAGGGACGAUCAUGUCAUAUUCGUCUGCACCAGGGCCGACCAAGCGGUCGGGGGUAGCAGCCUGCCUUCGGCUGCGAGGGCGAGAUUCGAUGUGGGAGCUAGGGGCACGUGGUGGGCUAUUGGUGCUGCUCUCAUGGCGGUUGUCUUGAGCAGCUGAUUCUGGUAACGUGAGGUUUGAUGAAUGAUAUGACUUGAAUCCCAACAGCAGUUGAUGCGGU
Messenger RNA from Microdochium trichocladiopsis, 1354 nucleotides. RefSeq lists its product as uncharacterized. The record is from RefSeq and is a predicted model, not a curated record. Bases 349 to 1293 code for a protein of 314 amino acids. Lineage: Eukaryota; Fungi; Ascomycota; Sordariomycetes; Xylariales; Microdochiaceae. The transcript has 2 exons.